GUGGCGCUGUGGCUGUCGUAGAGUUGGUGGCUGACAGUAAACAGCGAUUAUUUGAUUAAAGGAUUCUUCUAAACUGAGAAAUUCUAUUUAUUUUCAGUGGUGAAGUAACAGUUGAUUAAGAUGGCUGAAAAAUUUGAUAACCUGGAGGAGCAUCUGGAGAAAUUUAUCGAGAAUAUCCGACAGUUGGGAAUCAUCGUCAGCGACUUCCAGCCUAGCAGCCAAGCAGGACUCAACCAAAAACUAAAUUUCAUGAUAUCUGGACUACAAGACAUCGAGAAGUGCCGUCAGCAGCUUCACGAGAUCAACGUACCGCUGGAGGUCUUCGAAUACAUUGACCAAGGUCGAAACCCUCAGCUGUACACCAAGGAAUGUCUGGAGAGAGCCUUGGCAAGGAACGAGCAGGUCAAAGGGAAGAUUGACACCAUGACGAAAUUCAAGAGCCUUCUAAUCUCAGAGCUCAGCAAAGUCUUCCCAGAGGAGAUGUCCAAGUAUAAGGCUAUACACGGAGAGGAUGCUCCCUCCUAGUGACUGCUGCACCAUGACCCCUGACCUUCAACCUGUGACUCUUGAAAUGAAAGCCUGAAUGGAAUUGGACCGAGCAGGAUCCUCAGUGGUUGCCAGCAGAAUAUGAUAAUAAAACAAUAUUAUUUUCCGUAAAUAUUGCAAUGUUGUUGCUGACUAGUACCCCGAAGGAGAAGGUUUUCUUUCUGCUGGGCACCCUGACUCAGCCAAUCCUUUCCUUUUACCUACAUUCAAACUUCAUUUAAAGAAUUACAAAUCAACAGCAAGGGCGAAGCAGAGAGGAGAAACAAAUCAUUUUAUGUUGCCAGGAGACACAUUUUGGUUUUAAUGUCCCCGCUGAAGCGUGGACACCGAGUAAGCAGCAGGAGCGAUUUCUCCAACUCCCGUCUGUACAGAGGAAAAUGUUCAAGAGCUACCAGGCGCCUGUCUGAUUCUGCAUUAAGGAAUUUACUCCAUUGGUUGUACAUACACUAUAUUUAUACUGACGCUCCCCUUUUGUAAUGCUUCCUCAUCAUUGUGCAACAUACAUUUGCACCACACACAGUUCAUGACAUUUUGUACCAAGCUCAGGUUUCCAAUGGCCAUGAUUAUUGAAUGCAAAUGUUCUUUGAUGGUAAUUCUGUGCCUGAUCACUUGACGUGGUCAGAAAUGAGUCCUCUCUUUAUUUGUAACUUGUUUGUAUUAUAAUUUUUGUUAUUAAACGAUCCUUGUCGGA
This is a messenger RNA of Chelmon rostratus (copperband butterflyfish), 1237 nucleotides long. RefSeq names its product mediator complex subunit 10 (gene med10). Gene Ontology annotation, biological process: positive regulation of transcription by RNA polymerase II. Gene Ontology annotation, cellular component: mediator complex; chromatin. The record is from RefSeq and is a predicted model, not a curated record. Gene Ontology annotation, molecular function: transcription coregulator activity. Lineage: Eukaryota; Metazoa; Chordata; Actinopteri; Chaetodontiformes; Chaetodontidae. The transcript is spliced from 4 exons. The coding region runs from base 121 to 525 and encodes 134 amino acids.